Molecule: messenger RNA, 444 nt
Organism: Cinclus cinclus
Lineage: Eukaryota; Metazoa; Chordata; Aves; Passeriformes; Cinclidae
Product: transthyretin-like
Exons: 4
Coding region: 1-444 (147 amino acids)
Biological process (GO): purine nucleobase metabolic process
Molecular function (GO): thyroid hormone binding
Source: RefSeq, a predicted model, not a curated record
AUGUCUUUUCAUUCUGUAUUUCUGGUUUUAUUAGCUGGCCUGGCACUUUGCUCCGAAGCUGCGCCACCGUACCCUUUUGAUGCCAAGCAUCCUCUUUUUGUAAAAGUUGUGGAUUCAGUCCGAGGAAGUCCAGCUUCAAACAUUCCAGUUAAAUUGUAUAAAGAAUCGGCAGAUGGAUCUUGGGAACUCUUAAGUUCAAAACAAACCAAUGACAAAGGAGGCCUCCCAGAGCUUACAACUAAAGAACAAUUUGUAGCAGGGUUAUACAAGCUUGAGCUUGAUACAGCCUCUUACUGGAAGAGUCUGGGCUUGAAUCCCUUCCACCACCAUGUUGAUGUGGUGUUCGCAGCUAAUGAUGCUGGUAAUCGGCAUUACAAGAUUGUUGUUGUCCUUAGUCCCUUCUCUUACUCAACUACAGCAGUAGUUAGUGAGCCAGUGGAAUAG